AUGGACGACUUGCUGGCUCUCGUCGAGGGUGGCCCUGCGCUCAAGCCGACGAUCAACUCACUCUGGACAGCCCUGCACCAGCGUGCCAGCAUACAGCCAGACAGACUGGCCCUGCUGAGCCCCCGGCAGCCUGGAAACUUGCUCGAAGGACUCGUCCGGCCUAGAGGAAGGAGAGAUGAGAGUGGCAGCCGCGAUGCCCUCAUGCGUAGCCUCAAGCGAGCAGCCACACCGGCGUACAUGCUCAGCUACCUGCUAUCGUGGGUUCUGCCGGCGCCUGAUACAGAGACAGACUACCUCAGAUGGUCCUUUGCAGAGCUCCAACGUGCAACAAUUCGUCUAGCUUCUUUUCUGCGUCGUCGUGGUGUGAAGCCAGGGGCGACAGGCGCCUUCUUCACCCCGGUCUGCGCAGAAUGGGCGUUGAUGCUGUCUGUGUCUGCGUACAGUCGCUACACGGGUGUGACGCUCGACCGGAAGACGCUCGCGCCUGGUAAUGAGCACGACCUGCGAGUACAUAUGAACACACUAAGCCCGUCUUUCAUUAUCGUUACUACGGUAGAGGAAGCGCUGCAUCUUGCUGGACAGACAGAUGUAGCACUCGGGAUCUGCUUGGAGAACUUCGCGACGCCUGCUCCGGAGGGCUGGCUGAGCAUGGCAGAUAUUGCAGCAUCCUCAUAUGAAGAGGAAGAGGAAGAAGAAGUAGAAGAAGCAGAAGAAGUGGAAGAAAAGAGAGAAAGUGACAGGACAGCCUUCGUUGUGUUUACUAGUGGCUCGUCCGGCAUACCCAAGGGCUGCCCAGUGUCCGCCAGCCAAAUUCUAUCUCUUCUCGGAGCUGUGUCCAAGCAGAUGCCUCUCCUACCAACUCCUAUGACUCUUGUCUCGGGCACAUGCUUCCGGUCGCUCUGCACAGCCAUCACACUGAUGUCCUGGGCCUCAGGCAACGCCGCCGUCAUGGACGCCAGCAACGAGGCGACAGCUGAGACGAAGCUCGCUGGGCUGCAAACAUGCCGACCUGCCUUUGCCUCCGUAACCGUCACGGCGCUCUCCUCUAUUGCCCGUAGCCCAAACUACACCGCCGACGCCAUCAGGUCGGUCCGCUUCGUCCAUCUCAUCGGCUCAACUAUGACCGCGUCGGUCCUCCGAAGGGCCAAGAAGACGUUCCCUCACGCAACGAUCCUGCCCAGCUUUGGCAUGUCAGAGGCCGCAAAGACAGUGACCUGGGAAGCUGCCGGAGGUGUGCCAUCCGUUGACAAGAUACCUACAUGGCACGGCAUCGCCGCCUCAGGCAAGGUGGCUCCCGGCGAAAGGCUCAAGGUCGUUGAUAUAGACGGUAACGUUGCACGCCGUAAUCAUGUUGGUGCGUUACACCUGAGCGGCGACUCAGUUAUCGGUGGUUACUUGGGUGGUGCCAAUUCUGCUGCCUUUUACGUAGGAGACGACGGCCACCACUGGUUCGUCUCUGGGGACGAUGCCGUGAUUGAUGACCAAGGCCUUCUCUAUGUCCUCGGUCGAAGUGAGUAUACUCUCAGGCGCGACAGCAAGCUCAUCCUCCCCUGUAUCGUUGAAAAUUUUCUCGAGACGCAAUUCGAAGGGUCCUCGGCUGCCGUAGUGAAUAUCACCACCAGCAACGGUGAUAGGGGUUUAUUUGCUGUCUUAGAGCACGCUGUCCCUGCCCCUGCAUCCGCUGCUGUUCAAGAACUUGUCGCUCAAAAGCUUGGCUUGGAAUACCGUGUCGAAGGUGCUGUGAGCCUCAAUGAGCUAGGAUUCGAGAAGUGGCCGCUGACCUCGGGAGAAAAAGUCGCCUACCGUGAUUUACGGCUCGCCAUUGAGGAAUUUCUCACUUCCAAGACGGCAAAUUUAUGA
Messenger RNA from Nannizzia gypsea CBS 118893, 1860 nucleotides. RefSeq names its product fatty-acid-CoA ligase. NCBI's taxonomy places the organism in Eukaryota, Fungi, Ascomycota, Eurotiomycetes, Onygenales, Arthrodermataceae. Gene Ontology annotation, molecular function: medium-chain fatty acid-CoA ligase activity. Gene Ontology annotation, biological process: fatty acid metabolic process. The transcript has 2 exons. Bases 1 to 1860 code for a protein of 619 amino acids. The record is from RefSeq and is a predicted model, not a curated record.